UCUAGUCUUUUGAGUCUCUAAGUAUGCUCUACUCAUGCGCUUCGAGCAAUUUCGAGUAACAGAAAAAAAUAAUUGCUAUAUUGUAAUAUUGUGUUUUUUAAGCAUUCAGCUAUCAACCUCCACCGAUAUUUCGUCCAUCCCUAGAGUUUUGCUCGCUGGGAAGAAGAAUACUUGGCCCAUAGCGUUCGCUGUGGAAUUGCAGAAAUGGACAUUGCACCUCUGCCAAUGUAUAGCAAGGAGGGAAAGACGUGGGCGUCUGCUGACCUUUUGUCGUGUAAAUGUGAAGGCGUGUAUGCAAGCCAAGUUGUGAAAGUUCUUUCUCCCAAUCUGUUUAGGGUGAUGCAUGUUGUCCCCGACAAGCAAGAUUACAACUUUGUUGAAAAGAUUCAGCUCGCACAAGAUGAAGUUCUGAGCCUCUGUAAUAAGCUCGUGCCCUCCUCUGCCUUUGCCUACCUAGGCGAGCCCCCGCGGGUUCGUAUCGAUUUUAAUUUACUGAAUCAACGACGCUUACCGGCUGCCGGAUUCUAUGGAGACAAGACCAUGAUCAUACGCAUUUUCCGCAAGGAAAGUCUGGUGGAUGAACGCGUUCUUGCAGAGAUGGAAAGAAGAAGGUUCGAGCCUGGAUUAUAUGUGAGUCUUCCUGAAGGAGGACGUAAGGUGUUAGUAUUUUACUGGCAUGAAGGUGAGCAUUUUAAGCAGGCCUCUAGAAAAGAGGUGUCUUGCAAUUUCAUCAGAUACCUGGUUGAGCUCUGUGAUAGAGUAUAUGUUUGUAUGGAAGGGAGCUAUCCAUUUGAAGCUAUGGCCGCCUCUGCAAUUGGCGCCAGUCGAAGACCUAAGCCCAUCAAACAGAUUCAAGUCAUCAGAGUGAAGAACUCAGUGGAUGAUGUGGAGCUCAUGCCUGGUUAUAGUCUAAGAAUUGACGGAGGAGCGAAGAGUAAGGAGUCUUCAUCAGAACCGAGCGAAAAUGUUCAAUUUGUCAAUAAUUAUAAUGGAACAGCAGUGUUCUGCGAAGGGUAUCACCACUGUUGUUUCCUGACAGCAGAGAAGAGAGCUCCAAGGAACUCUACAAAAGUAGAAGAGGUGUCUAUGAAAGCUUCUGGGUUUGCCAAUAUGCUUGAAAGCUGGUCGUCUGCAUCCAAUGUUGACUAUUCUAGACUGAGUAGUGAGCAAUUCAUAAAGUUUAUUGAAUAUUGUCAGCCGCAAGAGUUUGAAAAGUACUUAAAGUUGAAGGAAUCUUUGAAGAUGAGAGAGGAAGCCAGGAUCUUUGCACAGCAAAAGGAAUUGGAAAGAUGUUUUCUCCAGGUUCUUCGCGAAAUCUGCCGUCACGUUCUCCUUUCCGUGCCCGGUCAACUCGGCCCAACAGAAGAUAAAGAAAAAGCAAACCAGUUGAAUUCAUGCUCUGACAUGGAGAUCGACGGCAAAUUUGGACCUUUCGAGGAACUGCAUCGAGAACUUUCGAUGAUUUUAGCUGGGGAGAAUAACGUUUGCAAUGGAGAUCAGAGGGUGUUGUUGCUCGGAUCAGAUAUUAAAUUAAGCUGGAGCGACGAGGAGCAUAUGAUUACCGUUGAAGGCCCGGGUCAAGGAAAGCAGGAAACGCCUUUUAUCGUUUAUGGACAAAAAGUUGAUGCCAGGUGCUCCCCUCAGUGCUCCUGCUCCACAAAGAUCAAUGGAAAGCUGAAGUUCCUGAAGCCUAUGAGCGAACGUAAAGACUUGCUAGUCUCAGGUGAUAAAGUUAAAUUUGUUCUAUCUACUUCUGGUAACAAUGAGGAGUUGCAAGCAGAAGGCAUUGUUCUUCUUGUUAAUAAGACUGCCUCUCUUUCUGCAAUUCGUAGUUGGGUAGAGAACAUGAUUCCUAUUGAAUUGAGCUGCCUGGAAAGAAAUUUAGUUUUCACUGCCUUCUUCUUGAGCUCUCACCAGCGUAUUGCUUUAGCAUUUAUGGAAGACCAUUUGAGAACCCAAGGCACGCGCAGUCUGCCACGAAGUGUCCAAUCUGAAAUUGAAGACUUCAUUAAUGCCUACCCUGCUCCGCCCACAGUUGAUCUAGAGGCCCUCUCAUCUCGCAACAUUUUCAGAACCGUGUGCAAUCAAGUCUUUAAGGAACACGAACACAAGUUCAUGAAAAACAUAAAGGAAUUUUUGGCUCUUGUGUUUAACAAGAAGGAGGUGAUAUUGCACAAAGCGGAGAAUGUCAGAGAAGCCGAGGAUAAGUUUGUACAGGAGUUGAAGAGGAAGAUGUCCACAGUAAAGAAUGAUAACUCAGUGACCAGGUAUAUUGAAGAAUUUACCACUAAAAAUUCGUGGUAUUCAUUUUCGCCGGUGGAAGUGAAGGUGAAGAUUUCAAUUGUUGAGGAACAUCAAUCCCUCAUUGUUUAUAAAGCAUGUGAACUGACUCCAAUGAGAAAAGACAUAUCUGAGUUUAAUAGCAACUCCAGUCGUCCAAUGGUCCCAACAAGUGAGGAACCAGUACAGUUGGAAGCCAUUGAUCCUCAGCUUGAAAGAUUAUUUCGAGUUGUCAUCCUCAAGUCGGGAGAGCUAUUGGUUUUUAUUUACAAUUUUAUAGAUUCCUCCUUGUAUCUGUACCGUCGCCCCAAGAUUGGUUUCAACAUGAAUAAAAGGGGUCCUCCUAUUUAUACAUUCAGGAGGGGAUUCGAUUUGUUGGCUGUAGAUGAAGGUACCAGAUCGAUGGCUAUGUAUGAAAAAGAAAGAUCAAAGAUUGUAAUAUAUAAGUUUGAUGAGUCAUUUCGGAGGGUCUCUUGGACUGGAGUUGAGGUUAAUCUGGAAUCGUAUCAGGAGAGCAAGAUCAUUAAAUGGAUGCAUUUGAUUCCAGGGAAGAUGGAGCUGCUAUUGGUUGAUGACACCAACAGAGCGAGGCUAGUUGAAAUCCACCAGAAACCUAUGAUCAAGCCAAAGUAUAUUGAACUUCAUCCGCAGCAGCACUCUUUUAGAGCAUGCGUUUCUGUUGACGGCUAUUUCUUCCUCGUCUUCAGGCAGUUGGAACAUCAGCGUGAAAAUAUACUUGAAAUUUAUCUUCUGGGUGAUACCAUGAGCUACUUGAAGAAAAUCCCUUUAAAUUUGGGUGCAAGAGAACGCAGUAUAUCUGGUUUGGAACAACUAGGGCUGAAAAUUACGAGCUUCGGAUCACAAUGUCAGCUUUUGCUAUAUAGUCCUGAAGAUGCUCCUGGUUUAAUCUUUUCCCAUGUUUUGAAAACUUCUGUAGCCGGGGAAGGUGUGCAGUUGCAACAAGAAGGUCAUAUUAAAGCUCCUGAAAAUGAAAGCGAAAUUGCUGAGUCGUGCCCCUAUUUGAGUUACAUAUAUCACAUUUUUGACAGGUUUGGAACAACACCUAAGUUGUUUCCGGAUGCUAAGAAGUGUAUAACAUUCAAAGUGCUACUGGAAAGUAGCGGAUCAGAUAGUGAGGCAUGUCUCAAGUAUCUAAAUGCUCUUAAGGUUGGAAAAAAAAAAGAUUUUUCUGGUAUGAAGAUUCGAUAUGAAGUGAAUGAUGUAGAGAAUUGCACAUGUUCAGCUGCAGCAGAGCAGCAGACACAGGUGAAAAUGGGAAUGUGGAUUCGGAAGCUUCUUUGCCUUGUUCCCAUCCAAAUAGCUCGUGCAGAAAACAAUAGAAUGGUAGCUCUUAAGGAUGGACUUCAAAUACCCCCUGAUGUUAGUUACGCGGACAGCGUAUCACUUGCUAACUCUAUACGCUUUGGGUUCUAUGAUGCGGUUCUUAGCAGUUGGAAAGCCAAGAUUAAGGUCAUAUCUUCCAUUGGAAGCCAGAGUACCGGAAAGUCAUAUUUGUUGAAUCAUCUGUCAGGGUCUCUUUUUGAUGUUGCAGGUGGCAGGUGCACAAAAGGUGCGUGGAUGACCAUUGCAACGGCUGAAGACGAAGAUGGUAGCGGGGGAAGCAGCUGCUUGUAUGUGCUCUUAGACUUCGAGGGGAUUGGCAGUUUUGAGAGAAGUGAACAAGAGGACAUGCUUCUCUCUGUUCUCAGUGCCGCUGUCAGCAACAUCACAAUUUUCAACAAAAAGGGUUUUGAAUUAGAUAAGGACACAGAAUCCGCUUUCAACAGGCUCCAGAGUGGGAUCAAUCUAGUCAAGCAGGACAAAAAGUUAUUUAAAGGUCUAUUCUACAUUGACAUCAAGGAUGUGGACACGCCCGAUGAAGAUCAUCUAAUCCAAGAAUUCAAUGGGAAGAUUUCACAAAUAUGGAGUAAAUGGCCAGAGGAUUUCAUUUCAAAAAUGUACGACAGAAAGUUUGUGACUGUUGCUAUGGCUCAUAAUAAUAGAUCUGAUUAUUAUAGAAAGGGCUUGAGAGACCUAGCAGACACAGUGGCAUUAAAAGUUGGUUCUAGCUAUGACAAAGGAUUUAAUUUCUUGAGGGAUCUAAGGCUUAUUAUAGCUGAAAUUGCAGCCAAAGACUGGACUUCUAUUGACAGCAAGCGAGUUGCUGUGACAGUUGAUGUUCUGAGGAGAAAUCUUAUGUCUGCGGUCCACAGGGGAUGCCUUUCUGUGACAAAUACAUAUGAAGAAAAAAGAAUUUUGGAUGAUUUCGAUACUCAGGAAGAAGUUCCUGAUUUUCCUGUUGUUGUCGGGGAUUCUUCAUGGAACACUAAUGAUUCAGGACUGAUUCUCUCACCGUGUACAACUACAAAAUCAGAAACCCCAGUUACUAUAAGAGACGUUUUUUCUCAACUCAGGUUUAAACUGGAGAAGCUUUUACCCAGGAAUGGUAGCAACGGCCGGGAGUGGCAUUCUUUAUUUGAGAGCUUCCUGAAGGCGCUGGUAGACCGAAGGCAUUACCGAGUUCAACAGUGGAUAAGUUCAAACACCACUGAUUUCCUUCAUAAUGAAGAGGUGCAAAGGUUGCAGCUAGAGGCUAAUUUAGCUCUUGGCAAAGUAAAGCAAGUCCUAUCAGUCUGUGGAUGCAAAUGUUCUGUUUGCUUCUGGAGGUGUGUAAUGGAGAAAGGCCACGUUGAGCGCCAUUCUUGCAUGGGGAAUCAUGUGUGUACAGAAAGUUGUAGUUAUUGUGCUCGAGAAGGAGACAGCUUCAGCUCAUGCGGGGAUAUAGCAGGGCAUGAAGGAAGUCACAAUUGCAAUAAGAAAAAUCAUACAUGUGGCGAGAGCUGUUACCUAUGUAACAUGUCUUCACAUUGUAAUGAGCGAUGUUCUCUCGGGCCAGGGCACCUUGGCCUGCACAAAUGCAAUUCUCCUCAACACAUGUGCAAUGCAAAAUGUUCUCUUCCAACCUGCAGUAAUCUCUGUGCUGUGGCGAUUGAAUCGAACCAUGGAAAGCAUCAGUGCCAUGAGAGAUAUUGCCAGAGCAAAUGCAUGAUAGAUGGCUGUAGCAGGAUAUGUGGAGUUAAAGAUCAUUUCCAUGCUUUGGAUCAAAAUGCAGAGCAUUUGUGUGGACAUGAGCAUGCCUGCACCCAUGAGUGCGAGAUACCGGGAAUAUGUGAAAUAUUCACUGAGCUUGUCAAACAAACCCGGGUUUUUCAGGGCCAAAGGGGAUCCUUUGAGUAUGAAAUUGUGUCGGAGCAAAAUGGCCUGCGCAAGCUUUGUUGCGUUCCCAUUCCUCCCCACGAAAGAAAUCAUAAAGGUCCGCAUGUUCACACAAAAAAAGAAAAUUCUGUGCACUAUUGCGACACCAGAUGCCAAACUUGUGGUUACUUCUGUCAGCUCCCAAUUGAUCACUCAGGCUUGCACGAUACAGUGCAUGGCAAUAUGAAAAAUGUAAGGUUCAUUUCAGAGGGUGAAGAUAUUGACAUUGAAAAUCGCAAGUAUAAAUGGGGAGAGUUAGGGGAAGCAGAAAUGUGUAACAUGUUUUGCAAGAAACAAGGUCGAGGGCAUAUCCAUUUGGUUCCUUGUCCGGGCUCCACCAAAUGCACCGACAAACUCUACGAUGGUUUGAGGCACGAAACUGUGAAAUAUGGACCUGAUGUGGAUGUUCCCAAAGAUGAGAUGACUCAUGAGACAUUCUGGAAAUAUGUUCAGUUUGUUGAUCCAUGCACCAAAGAAGAGAGGGAAGAUUUUGACCGAUGCAAUCACUAUUGUAAAUCUGUGGAGCAUAAGGCAGAAGCUGUAGGCGCUUUUGACAAAUCAUAUUGCACUGAGAAACUCUGGCACCCACCUGUCAUGAGUACUGGACAGAAUUUAAGUUCUGCAGGAUAUAUAACUGAUGAUGGCCAUCAUUUUGGCUGUGAUCAUUCUAAGAAUGCACUUCAUGUACUGUUUAUCAUUGACAAAUCGGGUUCGAUGAGCAAGUCAGACAUCAAACCCACUAUGACAAAAUUUAAUAGCCAUAAUUGUAGGCUUGGAUGCGUAUAUGAGUCUAUUCUGAGAUUUAUACAAGUCCGCCACAGAACAAUUUCUAGUGAUUCUGUAUCCGUUGUUAUGUUUGAUACUAGCGCCAAUGUAGCUCUACAAAUAGAGGACAUGAAAGAAGCUGUUGUUGAUCGCCUUCUUUUAUAUCACCCAGAUGGAGAUACUGUCUACUCAAAGGGGUUGGAUAUUGCAGAGAAAAUAUUAAUGAAAGCAGCCCAAAACCAGUCUCUGAAGAUGAAAAUACCAGUUGUCAUCUUCUUGAGCGAUGGGGAAAACAAAACUGGAGACGAUCCUGUGCAUUGUGUGGACAAAAUGAAAGAAGCACAUCCUAGAAUGAUAUUUCAUACAAUUUUGUUUAGAAAGGAUCCAACAACGAACACCAUGAUCGAAAUGGCAAAGAAAGGAGGAGGAACCUUUUCGAAUACAUUAGAUGAGAUUCAGUUGGCCCGUAGCUUUGAGAAUCUGGCCGAAAGUCUCAAAUCCCAAGUUGCAGCGUUGAUGUAAGGCAUCACCUGCCUUCUCUUCUCUUUUAAAAUUUGUUUUAGGAACCAUAUCAUGUGCUUGUGUAAUCAUCUGUUUAGUUUUGUUGUUACUUCUAUGUUUUGAAGUCUGAUGAUCUGGUAGCCCCACUAUUUACAAAUAAAUUGCUACCUAUGUACUGGUUAAGAGCGUCCUUGCCUUAUCGCUGCACUUAUCAUGUUGAAUAAUUUGUAAUUUCUCCCAGUUUGCAUGUGGAGAAAAUUAGGGAUUUUAAUGUUUCUUUUUUAUUUGCAUAGAAAUGCAUGAAUAAGUUAAACUCA
Molecule: messenger RNA, 7118 nt
Organism: Cryptomeria japonica (Japanese cedar)
Lineage: Eukaryota; Viridiplantae; Streptophyta; Pinopsida; Cupressales; Cupressaceae
Exons: 3
Coding region: 205-6822 (2205 amino acids)
Molecular function (GO): GTPase activity; GTP binding
Source: RefSeq, a predicted model, not a curated record